Messenger RNA from Colletotrichum fioriniae, 186 nucleotides. NCBI's taxonomy places the organism in Eukaryota, Fungi, Ascomycota, Sordariomycetes, Glomerellales, Glomerellaceae. The record is from RefSeq and is a predicted model, not a curated record.
AUGCGCGCCGUCUUCGCCAUCAUCUCCCUCCUCGCCGCCACCGUCGCCGCCCGCUUCGACGGCCCUUGCAACGACACCCACUGCGGCGAGGCCAACGUCAACUGCGAGGCCGAGGGCCGCAUCUGCGUCGGCUUCCCCAGCGUCGAUCCCGAGAAGCGCCUCGGAUGCACUUGCAGCAUUGUCUAA